GCCACGCCAAUCACUGCCGUCGUACCUACAUCAGUGACGGUACCGUUUCUCUUUUCUAGAGCUAACAAUACGAAACACUUGUUGUCGACGUUGAAAACACAUUCGCCACUGCUAGCCAUAAUCGUCUUUUAUCGACGUAAUACUGCGAUUAAAACCGAUUGGGCAACUGAGUUAUCCCCAAAAAGAGAAAUUAAAAGAGAAAGGUAGAUAAAGACUAAGAGUGUAUUAAUUGAACGUGUUUUUCCGGGAGACAAACCUUUAUAUAUCUACAAACGCACGCGAAGCUUAUAGUUACCUUCGACAAGGCAACCAUUGAAUUGUUUGGAAAUUAGAAUUUCACCUGUCAUCUUCUCCGGAUAGCCUUUUAGUGUAAAUAUAGAUAUCUUAACGGUAAACUCAUUAUUUGAUCCUCAUCAUCGAAUGCACUGACUUUUGUCAACAGUUGUUGAAUUAAACAUUACCCGAUAGCUAUACGAUUGAAGUAAUGAUGCGGCUGGUGAUAGGUUUUGUGGCUAUCGCCAUGUCCCUGACCACCGUGAUUUCGUCAACAGUUAGCGAACUCCGUGUUCAACCCGAGCAAAUACAUUUAUCACUUGGACAGGAUCCAUCACAGAUGGUUGCUACAUGGCUUACUAUUAAUCAAACGAAAAAACCUCAGGCCAGGUACGGUGCCGCAGGGAAUAGUAGCUCGGUACUGUUUAGCAUGAAAGUGAAUGGCUGGUCAACGAAAUACGUCGAUGGUGGGACCGAGCAACGUCAGAUGUAUAUACAUCGAGCAAUCAUGACUGGUUUAGUGCCUGGGCAACGAUAUUAUUAUCACGUGGGUAGCGACGAUGGAUGGAGUCCAGUCUUUUGGCUCCAGGCUCAGCGGAACGACAGUGCAUUUGCACCAACUCUCGCUGUCUACGGCGAUCUCGGAAACGUGAACGGCCAUUCAAUCCCGUUCGUUCAGGACGAAGUACAAAAAAACACAAUCGAUGCGAUUCUUCACGUUGGAGACUUUGCCUAUGACAUGAAUUCGGACAACGCUCGCGUUGGAGAUGAGUUUAUGAGACAGAUUGAACCAAUCGCGGCGUAUGUGCCGUAUCAGACAUGUCCUGGAAACCACGAAAACGCCUACAAUUUCUCGAAUUACGAUUACCGCUUCAGCAUGAUGCAGUCCAACGGACAGAUCAACAAUCAUUAUUACAGCUUUAAUUAUGGUCCAGCCCACAUUAUCAGCUAUUCAACCGAGUUCUACUUCUUCAUUUGGUACGGGUGGCACCAGAUUAAGUAUCAAUAUCAGUGGCUGGAGCAAGAUCUUAUCGAAGCUACCAAGCCUGAAAAUCGCGCCAAACACCCCUGGAUUAUCGUAAUGGGCCAUCGACCUAUGUACUGCUCCAAUGACGACCACGAUGACUGUCGAUACCGCGAGAGUAUUGUUCGAAAGGGUAUUCCCAUCGUCCGAGCCUACGGUUUAGAGGACCUAUUUUAUAAGUACGGAGUUGAUCUGUGCAUUGCUGCUCAUGAGCAUUCCUACGAGCGGUUAUGGCCAAUUUAUGAUAUGAAGGUCUACAAUGGAAGUGCCGAAGCUCCGUACACCAACCCAAAGGCCCCCGUGCAUCUCAUUACAGGCUCAGCGGGAUGUCAAGAGAAUAUUGACCCCUUUGUGAAGAAGCCUGCUCCUUGGAGUGCAGUACGGAUCUCGGAUUAUGGCUACACGCGAAUGAAGCUCCACAAUGCAACCCACCUGACACUGCAGCAGUUGUCUGCAAUUAAAGAAGGCAAAGUGGUAGACGAAAUUACUAUCAUCAAAGAUAAACAUGGACCGUACACACUUUAAGAAGACACACGAUUUACGCAGAAGCUACCAUCGAUCUUGCACUAAUUCCAAAUCUAAUCUAAAAAGAGUUUUAACUCAAAAAGAAAAAGUUACAAUGCCCAUGGCGCCAUUUUAGAAAAUGAAGAGCGGCAAGAAUUUAAUAAAAUAAU
Molecule: messenger RNA, 1971 nt
Organism: Varroa destructor (honeybee mite)
Lineage: Eukaryota; Metazoa; Arthropoda; Arachnida; Mesostigmata; Varroidae
Product: acid phosphatase type 7
Molecular function (GO): acid phosphatase activity; metal ion binding
Source: RefSeq, a predicted model, not a curated record